This is a messenger RNA of Fibroporia radiculosa, 2844 nucleotides long. RefSeq lists its product as uncharacterized. Gene Ontology annotation, molecular function: protein binding. Lineage: Eukaryota; Fungi; Basidiomycota; Agaricomycetes; Polyporales; Fibroporiaceae. Gene Ontology annotation, cellular component: endoplasmic reticulum membrane. The record is from RefSeq and is a predicted model, not a curated record. The transcript is spliced from 11 exons. Bases 1 to 2844 code for a protein of 947 amino acids. Gene Ontology annotation, biological process: ERAD pathway.
AUGAGGUUGAGUAGAAAGUUGCAGGCCCGGAAGGCUAGCUUGAUUGCCUUCGGACUCAUUGCUUUGUCCAUCGUGCCUUGCGUCGCUGAUCCAGCACAGACCGAAGCUGAGACAGUGUCGGAAGUUGCGCUGGGCAACAGAGAGUACAGAGUAAUUGAACCUACUGUUGAAGCUUCUAGAGCGUACAGCCAAGCACUAGCUACUCUUGCGACGCUCACCGCUCUCCCGCCAUCUCAGUCAGAAGAGCCCUCGCCGUACCAUGUGUCCAAUGGUAUUGGUUUCCAGCUUUCAUCUUUCUUGCCGAGCAUGCAGGGUCAUGGUCCAAUCGCCAGUGCCAUGCGGAUUGUAGUCAAACUGUUGCAUCAAUCGUGGUUACCACCAGCCCUUACCGGGUUCUUCAAGGACGAAACGACAAGGGGACGAAGAUACAACGAUGAGCUCCAUGGAAAAGCGGUGAAGGUGAUUGACUUGCUACAGCAUGCCGCAGAGCUUGGGAACACCGAUGCAUUAUACACUCUCGGCCAAAUAUCACUCUUCCCGCCCAACAGUCACUUCCCGUCAGAUCCGGUGCUUAGUUUUAACACAUUUUCUGCCCACGCGUCUCUCACUGGCAACUCAACUUCGCAAGCCCUCUUGGGCUUCUUCUACGCAACGGGAUAUCACGAUGUCGUACCGGUGAAUCAGGCAAAGGCCCAACUAUAUCUGACCUUUGCAGCGCACGGCGGUCACAAAGGAUCGCAGAUGGCAUUAGGAUAUCGAUAUUGGUCAGGCAUUGGAGUCACAGAGAGUUGUAUAGAUGCCCUUGGGUGGUAUGAGGAUGCUGCUAGUCAAGCCAUGGAACAGUUCCUGGCCGGCCCUCCUGGUGGCCGAACACUUCCUCUGUCCGUGCCGCGCCUGUCAGAUCUAGUAGGUGGCGUGUAUGGCCCUGGUGCGAGCGUAGCUUCGACCGGAUUAAGCGCGGUUCGUCCUGUGAUCAAGACAGCUCUUGCGCGAGCAGCAGGAGAGACAUGGGAAGAUCUGCUUGAAUAUUACUUGUUCAAUGCUGACCGGGGCGAGGUCGAUUUUGCUUUCCGUCUCGGGAAAAUAUUCUAUCAAGGUAGUAUAUACACACUGCCGGGUGGAAUUGCGUCAGGUGGCGACGGUGCGAGUACGGUGCCACGCGACUUUGCGCGGGCACGGGACUAUUUCUGGAAGAUUGCGCGGCAGGUGUGGCCACAAGACACAGCCCAUCCGGGGCAGUCCCAGCCUUCGAGGAAGGACGAGAAUGUGGCGCAUGCAGGAUAUGCAACGCUUGCGGCCGGAUACCUUGGGCGGAUGUAUCUGCGCGGAGAGGGCGUGCGGCAAGAUGCAGCGACAGCUAAGAUGUGGUUCGAGCGCGGGGCGGAGCAUGGAGAUAAAGAAUGUCAUAAUGGGCUGGGUAUCAUUUGGCGGGAUGGCCUCGUUGAGGGAAGGAAGGAUUUGAAGAAGGCAAUAAAAUACUUCUCUAUGGCAGCCUCGCAGGAGCUCGCUGAAGCACAGGUAAACUUGGGCAAGAUUCAUUACGAGCAAGGUGACUUGAAGCUUGCAAUGGCAUUCUUUGAGACUGCCAUCCGUCAGGGUUCGCCGUUUGAGGCCUAUUACUACCUCGCAGAUAUACAGAGUAGGCAAGCCCGGAGCCUCACGACAGCGAAUCUCGCUGGAAGUUCAUGUGCUAUCGCGGUGUCAUUUUACAAACUCGUAUCCGAGCGGGGUGUCUGGGAAGAUGACCUUCUCAAGGAAGCGGAGGAUUUGUGGAACUUCGGUACUGAGCGAGGGAGCGAAAUGGCCAUGCUGCGAUGGUGGAUCGCCGCCGAGCGCGGUUUUGAGGUUGCGCAGAAUAAUCUGGCGUUUGUCCUCGAUCAAGACAAGAGUAUCCUGCGCUUCACGCGGUUCGCGCCCAUAUCCCCCUCAAACGAUACCGCCCGAUUGGCACUAACUCAGUGGACUCGUUCUGCUGCCCAGCGCAAUAUCGAUGCUCUAGUCAAAGUGGGUGAUUACUACUACCACGGCCUAGGCGUUCCAGACGAGCCUGAAGCUCUCAGAUGGGAAAAGGCAGCUGGAUACUAUCAAUCAGCAGCGGAUACUCAGAUGAGUGCUCUGGCAAUGUGGAAUCUCGGCUGGAUGUAUGAGAAUGGUAUAGGGGUGCCUCAGGAUUUUCAUCUUGCCAAGCGCCAUUAUGAUUUAGCAGUCGAAACGAACGGCGAGGCUUACAUGCCCGUGGCGCUUUCAUUGCUUAAACUUCACGCACGUAGUUUGUGGCACACUCUAAUGGGAGGAUCCAAUGGUCUUAGCUUAUGGGGGAGAGAUUCUAGUGAAACCAUUCGAGUGUCUCAUCCCUCGUCCGCGGGGCGUGAGAUUGAGAGCGGCGAGCAUGUAAGGGAUCGCAGACCUGCAGAUGAUAGAGCCACAGAAAGGGACGACUUGGAAGACAGUCCCUGGUAUUUUGGCAAAGCGCGAGACGAGUUCAACAGGCGGCGAAGGGACCAAGCUAUAGGGAGUCAAGAUGACGACCCAGUCCAGUGGGCGAGGGAGAGACAACAGGCUGAACAAGAUCGUGAUGGCGACUUUGGACCGGAGGACUACUUCGAUGCUGCCACUCGCAGAGCUAAUCGCGAAGAGGAAGACGCAGACGAAUUCGCGGAGACCAUGCUCCUCGUCGUCCUAUGCAUCAUGAUAUCCGCGCUGUUGUAUUUCCGCGGGCGAUGGAUGGAAAGGAUGCGGAGAGAUGAGCAACAACGGCAGCAACAACAACAGCAGGGUGCCCAACAUCCUCCGCAUCUCGAGAGGCCUCUCAACAUUCCUGUGGAUUGGGGAAUGGCUCCUUAG